Trypanosoma theileri is the source of this 876-nucleotide messenger RNA. RefSeq names its product putative SNAP protein. Gene Ontology annotation, cellular component: vacuolar membrane; SNARE complex. Gene Ontology annotation, biological process: intracellular protein transport; SNARE complex disassembly. Gene Ontology annotation, molecular function: soluble NSF attachment protein activity; syntaxin binding. The transcript has a single exon. NCBI's taxonomy places the organism in Eukaryota, Euglenozoa, Kinetoplastea, Trypanosomatida, Trypanosomatidae. The record is from RefSeq and is a predicted model, not a curated record. The coding region runs from base 1 to 876 and encodes 291 amino acids.
AUGGCAUCCAAAGGGGACCAAUUGAUGGAGGAGGGUGAGAAGUCACUAAAAAAGUUUUCUCUCUUUUCCUUUGGGGAUGACAAGAGUGAGAAGGCACGCGAAAAAUUUAUUCAAGCUGCUACACAGUUUAAGGCAACUUCAGAUUUUGCAAAGGCUGCCAAUGCAUACAAGCGAGCUGCUGAUAUGUCUGAAAAAAGUAAAAAUGAAAUGGAUAUGAUUAGCGAUCUCGAAGAGGCUGGGAGGUGCUAUGUAAAGGCUAAAGACACAGCUACUGCAGUACGUAUGUAUUCUCGUGUAGUUGACUAUUAUGAUAAGAAUCAGCAGCCAUUCAGGGCAGGAAAGGUCUGUGUCAGUCUCAGUGAAAUUACACCAGUGCCAGAGGCAAUGAAGUGGUUAGAAAAAGCCUCCAAGUAUUAUGAGAGCCAGGGAUCAAAGGUAACAGCCAGCGAAGUUACACUUAAGAUGGCGGAUAUAAAAGCGAGAAGUGGAGAUUAUAAAGGAGCACGUGAAAUAUAUGAACAACUAGCCCGAGCUGCACUAGAUGAUCGAGUUUCACGUGGAGGAGCACGAAAACUCUUUUUUACUGCUCUUUUAGCACAACUUGCUUCUAUAAAAAGUGAAUCUAUUAUGGAAGAUCUUGAGGUGUUGAGAGAUCGUUUUGAGGAAUAUCAGGACCUUGAUACGCAAUUUAAUGAGCUUACCCGUGAACACAUGCUUGUGAAGGCCGUCAUUGAGGCUAUAGAAGAUGAGAACGUUGAGGACAUGGAGAAAGCAGUGAUGGAAUACGACAAUAUAUGUCCCUUGGAUGAAUUAAGGGAAAAUAUGCUUCUACGCGCCAAAACUGAACUUCGUCGUCGUGUUGAAAGUAUUCGUUAG